UCCAUCAGACCCCGCCCCCUCCCGCCAGCCCUGUCCCCGCUUAUCGAAGUCUGCGAGGCCUCGGUGGGCGCGGAGAGCCUAGCGCCACAGCCCGCGCGCCCCGCCGAGCCCGGCCCGCCCCGGGGUCUAUGGGGCCGCUCCUCGGCGCCGCCCGGCCGGCCCCACGCCGCGCCCGGAGCCUGCCCCGCGGCCAGGAGACGCGGCUCUCGAGGCCCGCAGGCUGCUCCGAGCCCGCCUGAGCGGGUCCGCGCGGAGAUGGCGGCCCCCUACCCCGGCAGCGGCGGCGGCGGAGGCGAGGUCAGGUGCGGGGGAGGGCGAGGCGGCAGCGUCCCUUGGGACUUCUUGCCCGGGUUCGUGGUCAAGGCCCCGCCCGGACCCUGCCUGCAGGCGCAGCGCAAGGAGAAGUCCCGUAACGCGGCGCGCUCGCGGCGAGGAAAGGAGAACCUGGAGUUCUUCGAGCUGGCCAAGCUACUCCCGCUGCCCGGAGCCAUCUCCAGCCAGCUGGACAAGGCGUCCAUCGUGCGCCUCAGCGUCACCUACCUCCGCCUGCGCCGCUUCGCCGCGCUCGGGGCGCCGCCCUGGGGGCUGAGGUCCGCGGGGCCGCCGGCUGGUCUAGGCACUGUUCUAGGUGCUGGGGACACAGAAGGGAACAGGACAAAGUCCCUGCCCUUGAAGGUGGGCCUCCACACCUGGCAUGCCCCAGGCCACAGGGGCCCCGUGGCAUUGGUCUCCGAAAUCUUCGAGCAGCACCUGGGAGGACACAUCUUGCAGUCCCUGGAUGGCUUCGUGUUUGCCUUGAACCAGGAAGGGAAAUUCCUCUACAUCUCAGAGACAGUCUCCAUUUACCUGGGUCUCUCACAGGUGGAGCUGACGGGCAGCAGCGUCUUCGACUACAUCCAUCCAGGGGACCACUCCGAGGUGCUGGAGCAACUGGGGCUGCGGGCCCAGACCCCCGGGCCCCCCACCCCUCCCUCCGUCCCCUCCUCUUCCUCCUCCUCCUCAUCUUCCUCCUCACUUGCCGAGACCCCUGAGAUCGAGGCCAGCCCGACCGAGGUGUCCCCCUCCUCCCGGGUGCAGGAGCGCUCCUUCUUCAUCCGCAUGAAAUCCACCCUCACCAAGAGGGGGCUGCAUGUCAAGGCCUCAGGGUACAAGGUCAUCCACGUGACCGGUCGUCUUCGGGCCCGCGCCCUGGGCCUUGUGGCCCUCGGCCACGCGCUGCCCCCGGCCCCACUGGCUGAGCUGCCGCUGCACGGACACAUGAUCGUCUUCCGACUCAGCCUGGGUCUCACCAUCCUUGCUUGUGAGAGCAGAGUCAGUGACCACAUGGACCUGGGGCCCUCGGAGCUUGUGGGCCGCAGCUGCUACCAGUUUGUCCACGGACAGGAUGCAACCAGGAUCCGCCAAAGCCACCUGGACCUGCUGGACAAGGGCCAGGUGAUGACCGGUUACUACCGUUGGCUGCAGCGCACCGGGGGGUUCGUGUGGCUGCAGUCGGUGGCCACCGUGGCUGUCAGCGGGAAGAGCCCUGGAGAGCGCCACGUGCUCUGGGUCAGCUAUGUGCUCAGCCAAGCUGAGGGGAGCCAGACACCUCUGGACACCUUCCAACUUCCGGCCAGCGUGGCCGCCGAGGAUGCAUCCAGCCCAGAGCCAGAGCCCACGGAGCCAGAGCCUCCAGGGGACGGAAAACAGGCCACCCCCCUGGAGGAGGACGAGGCCCCCCAGCCCCGGGGCAAACCCAUCAAAGUGGAGCCUGGCCCCGGGGAGACGGAAGACCCAGAGGACAGUGGGGACGAGGAGCCGUCGGGCCACCUGGCCCCAACGAGGCCCGAGUUCACGUCGGUCAUCCGGGCGGGGGCCCUGAAGCAGGACCUGGUGGGGCCAUGGGGCCUGGCACCUCCUGGGGACCCCCCACCUUCCCUCUUGCACGCCGGCUUCCUGCCCCCAGUCAUGCGGGGCCUCUGCGCUCCCGGUACCAUCCGCUAUGGCCCUGCCGAGCUGGGCCUCGUGUACCCGCACCUGCAGAGGCUGGGCCCGGGCCCCGCCCUCCCCGAGGCCUUCUAUCCGGCCCUGGGCCUGCCCUACCCGGGGCCCCUGGGCACCAGGGUGCAGCGCAAGGGGGACUGAGGACUGGAACAGCCCCCCAGGUGGCCAGACCUAGAGGACGGGUGGGGACCCCAGGGGACAGGGCUCUCAGCCUCGGUGAAUUAAAUGCCUGC
Molecule: messenger RNA, 2216 nt
Organism: Hippopotamus amphibius kiboko
Lineage: Eukaryota; Metazoa; Chordata; Mammalia; Artiodactyla; Hippopotamidae
Gene: NPAS1
Product: neuronal PAS domain protein 1
Exons: 13
Coding region: 256-2124 (622 amino acids)
Biological process (GO): regulation of transcription by RNA polymerase II
Molecular function (GO): DNA-binding transcription factor activity, RNA polymerase II-specific; protein dimerization activity; RNA polymerase II transcription regulatory region sequence-specific DNA binding
Source: RefSeq, a predicted model, not a curated record